AUGCUAGAAGAACAUCCUUUCUUUGCUCACCAUCAUCCCCCUCCAUACCAUGACAGCUUCGAAAGCAGCUCCGGGGAGCCCUCAAAAUGCGGGGAAAGGGGGGACAAAGAAAGAGCCAAAAAGGGUAAGGAAGGUGAUGAACAUCCAGAUAAGCCAGAAUUCCGAUUCGGUCAUUCCUGUGGCCGUGGCCGUGGUGGUCGCGGAUUUUUCCGUCGCCAUGAGCAGGAGCAUGGAUUCAGCCGAUGGGCUGCACACGAAGGUCCAGGACUCGGACAUCAUCACCACCACUCUCACCAUGGACGAGGUGGUCUAGGCCCUCAAUUCCACGCAUGGGGAAUGUUCAGCGGACUAGGACGAGGUCCGGGAGGGAGAGGGGGCAGAGGCUUCGGCCAUCAUUUUUACAACUUCCACCAUAUGCACCCUCGCUUCCGCUCUUCUCACCACUCACCCGACACAGCCAGUUUUACGCCUCUGGUCGACAUCUUCGUCACGUCUACCGAAACGAUCAUCCACGCCUCGCUUCCGGGAGCUCAAAAAUCGGAUUUGAGCAUCGCCUAUGACCCAUCGCGCUCUACCCUCCGCAUGGCUGGUGUCGUGCACCGUCCUGGAGUUGACGAAGAGAUGUACAGGGCUUUGCUGGUUGGGGAGAGAGGCCGUCACGUGGGGGUGUUUGAAAGGGAGGUGCCAAUCUCCCAUAACGUUGCCGUGGAAGGGAUCCAGGCUCGACUGGUGGAUGGGGUUCUGAGGGUUGCACUUCCUAGGGUUGAGGGAGAAGUUGGACAACCCGACGAGGAAAUGGACGAGGUGGAAAAGGAGGGCGCAAGUAGUGAAUUGAACAUUGAGGGAGAAGAGGAAGAAGAACACGAGGAUGUGGAAGAGGAAGUUGAGAGGGAGUAUGUGAAGGUGGAUAUUCAGUGA
Molecule: messenger RNA, 918 nt
Organism: Aspergillus udagawae
Lineage: Eukaryota; Fungi; Ascomycota; Eurotiomycetes; Eurotiales; Aspergillaceae
Product: Hsp20/alpha crystallin family protein
Exons: 1
Coding region: 1-918 (305 amino acids)
Source: RefSeq, a predicted model, not a curated record